UUACACUUGUCUUCUUCGGUUCUUCUUUUGAUCUCCGACAUAAACACAAAACAUAAACAUAUUAAUUUCUCUUCCCCGCCGCUGCAUGUGCUCUGCCUUUCCGCCGCCCGCUGCUGACCCUGUAUUUUUUUACCUCCGCCGAAUCUUUUAGUUUGGACGGUGCUGUAUGCAGUUGCCUCUAUUUCUCAAAGCUACCAAGAAGCACAAACACUUGGCUGUAUCAUUGCAAUCCUCUCUUUUUAUCAUGGCUUCCUCCACUGUUAUCCCUCAUUCUUCAUCAUUUAUCUCUAGAAAGAAGGAUCCGGCUCUCUCCGCUUUUUCUUCAUCCUCAUUGCCAUUUUCUUCUAUUCCCAAAUGCAAAAAAUCAAUUUCCAAGAAAGUUGUAUCAGUUAUGGCUCCUCAGCAAUCAGAACGCAUGCCCGCCACUACUGGUUCUGUGAAAACUGCAAUGACAAUGACUGAGAAAAUAUUUGCUAGGGCCUCCGAGAAACCUCAGUUGAGCCCCGGUGAGAAUGUUUGGGUCAAUGUUGAUAUAUUGAUGACUCAUGAUGUUUGUGGCCCUGGUUCCUUUGGAAUCUUUAAGAGAGAGUUUGGGCAAAAUGCUAAGGUUUGGGACCGUGAAAAAAUUGUUAUUAUACCAGAGCAUUAUAUAUUCACUGCCGAUGAACGUGCAAAUCGUAAUGUGGAUAUAUUGAGGGAUUUCUGCCAGGAGCAAAAUAUAAAGUACUUCUAUGAUAUUAAGGAUCGUAGUAAUUUUAAGGUUAACCCUGAUUAUAAAGGUGUAUGCCACGUUGCGCUAGCUCAAGAAGGUCACUGUAGACCAGGAGAGGUCCUUUUAGGUACAGACUCUCACACUUGCACUGCUGGAGCAUUUGGCCAAUUUGCUACUGGAAUUGGCAACACAGAUGCAGGUUUUGUAUUAGGCGCUGGGAAGCUCCUGCUCAAGGUGCCCCCAACUCUGAGAUUUGUAAUGGAUGGUGAAAUGCCUGAUUAUUUACUCGCAAAGGAUUUGAUUUUGCAGAUUAUUGGUGAAAUAUCCGUCUCUGGUGCAACAUAUAAAUCAAUGGAAUUUGUUGGCUCAACUGUAGAGAGUUUAAGUAUGGAAGAAAGGAUGACACUAUGUAAUAUGGUUAUUGAAGCUGGGGGGAAGAAUGGGGUCAUCCCUGCUGAUAGCACUACAUUUAAGUACCUUGAGGAUAAGACUUCUGUUCCCUUUGAACCCGUAUAUAGUGAUGAGAAAGCAAGAUUUCUGUCGGAGUACAGAUUUGAUGUCUCAAAACUGGAACCACUGGUGGCAAAGCCUCAAUCUCCUGAUAAUCGUGCUUUAGCAAGAGAAUGCAAAGAUGUCAAAAUUGACAGAGUAUAUAUUGGAUCUUGUACUGGCGGGAAAACCGAGGAUUUUAUGGCUGCAGCUAAAGUUUUUCUAGCUUCAGGUAAGAAGGUCAAGGUUCCCACAUUUCUUGUGCCUGCCACUCAGAAGGUUUGGAUGGAUGUGUAUAGUCUCCCAGUACCAGGAUCUGGCGGAAAAACUUGCUCUCAAAUUUUUGAAGAGGCUGGUUGUGACACGCCUGCAAGUCCUAGUUGCGGUGCUUGUUUGGGAGGACCUAAAGACACGUAUGCACGUAUGAACGAACCAAUGGUUUGUGUCUCGACGACAAACAGAAACUUCCCUGGUCGAAUGGGACAUAAAGAAGGGCAGAUCUAUCUUGCUUCGCCCUAUACAGCCGCAGCAUCUGCCUUGACCGGUUAUGUUACCGAUCCUAGAGAAUUCUUGCAUUAAAACGCACGACAUAGUUGUAACAACUUAAAUGGUGGCUCAAAAGUAGAUAUCGAUGUAAUUCGCCGAGUCUCAACAGCUUUGAUGUCAAGCAGAAAGUGGAUAUCAAAGACUUGCAUUGCUUUUGAGCAGAGUCUUGUGGAGUUAGCAGUGUUUUCAUUCCGGAGCAUAUGAUAUUUGCAAUAACAGUGCUUCUAUGUAUGGAAUUGCACUUCAUAACACAUUUUCUAGGCAUUUGUAAUAUGUAUAAUUUCAAAAAUAUUUGAUAAUGAAUAGGAUAGUGGAUAUGAGAUAGAAUAAAAGAUACUCCGUAUGGUUUACUCUAGUUUGAUUUGAUCUAUUUCGAUAAACUUCGGAUAUUUAAUUUUAUAUUAAGUUUGGUCCGAUUAUGACGUA
Messenger RNA from Mercurialis annua (annual mercury), 2173 nucleotides. RefSeq names its product 3-isopropylmalate dehydratase large subunit, chloroplastic-like. The record is from RefSeq and is a predicted model, not a curated record. Gene Ontology annotation, biological process: amino acid biosynthetic process. Lineage: Eukaryota; Viridiplantae; Streptophyta; Magnoliopsida; Malpighiales; Euphorbiaceae. Gene Ontology annotation, molecular function: 4 iron, 4 sulfur cluster binding; 3-isopropylmalate dehydratase activity. The coding region runs from base 167 to 1780 and encodes 537 amino acids. The transcript has 16 exons.